Oryza brachyantha (malo sina) is the source of this 1571-nucleotide messenger RNA. Its product is annotated as probable sodium/metabolite cotransporter BASS4, chloroplastic. The transcript has 14 exons. Bases 30 to 1283 code for a protein of 417 amino acids. The record is from RefSeq and is a predicted model, not a curated record. Lineage: Eukaryota; Viridiplantae; Streptophyta; Magnoliopsida; Poales; Poaceae. Gene Ontology annotation, cellular component: chloroplast envelope.
UUGACUCCGAAGAAGCCUACCUAAAUAUAAUGCUGUCUCCGGCGAUGGUAACGCACCACCUCUGCCUCCUCCGGCCGACCGUCCUCUCCGCUCCCUUCGGCCUCCGCACACGGGUUCCCCACCCGCGCCCGCCCACCGUCGUCGCCUCCUUUCAUGGGCCAACGCACCUCCGCCUGCGGCCACUGCGCGCCGCCGCCGGAGGAUCCUCGCCGGGUGGAUUUGAUGGGGGCAAACGCCCCGAGGCGGCGACGUCUUCGUCGCUGGGAGCCGCGGUGGUCGGCUUCGCGCGUAGCAACUUCCUCCCGCUAGCUCUAAUAACUGGGGUUGCUCUGGGCCUCGUGGAUCCUACUCUCGGAUGCCUUGCUCACAAAUAUUCGCUGUCAAAGUACAGCACCUUUGGGAUAUUCCUUAUCUCAGGACUGACUCUGCGAACCAAGGAGCUUGGUGCAGCAGUAGAAGCUUGGCCUGCAGGGCUUUUUGGACUUGCCUCAAUUUUGCUCUUUACACCCUUUUUGGCUCAGUUUAUUACGCAAAUCAAGUUCUUCCCUCAUGAAUUUAUCACUGGGUUGGCUAUGUUUUGUUGCAUGCCAACAACAUUAUCAAGUGGAGUAACCUUAACUCAGCUUGUUGGUGGUAACACUGCACUUGCUCUUGCAAUGACGGCUAUAUCUAACUUAUUGGGCAUCAUGAUUGUCCCUCUUUCUCUUGCAAAGUACAUUGGUGCUGGAGCUGGAGUGUCUUUGCCCACAGAGCAGCUAUUCAAAAGUCUGGUUACAACGCUUCUUAUACCCAUUAUUUUAGGGAAGGUUGCUCGAGAAACAUCAAAAGGUAUUGCUGGAUUUGUUGAUAGGAAUAAGAAGGGCUUUUCAGUUACAAGUGCUAUUCUUCUCAGCCUAGUUCCAUGGAUACAAGUAAGCAGAUCAAGAUCACUGCUCUUAUCUGUUCAACCAAAAGCCUUUGCUGUUGUCAUCACUGUUGGAGUGCUUUUGCACAUUGCUCUGUUUGCUUUUAAUGCUGCAGCAUUGCAAAUCUUGUCAUCUCUUGAACAAAGAGGAGAGUCAGUCUUUGCAAGGAAUGAGUAUGCUCGAGCUGUCAUUUUAGUGGCCAGUCAGAAAACAUUGCCAGUGUUGGUUGCCGUUGUUGACCAGCUUGGAGGUGCUCUCGGAGAAUCUGCGCUACUGGUCAUCCCAUGUGUUGCUGCGCACAUUAACCAGAUUAUUAUCGACUCUAUCAUAGUAAAUUGGUGGCGCCAAAGAGAUCAACAAUUUUCUAAUGCAAAAUAAAUUCAACAUUGAUGGGUAAACCAAAAGGAGUAACCUUCAUAGCACAAAAGAUGGCAACCACGCCCCUGAGUUUACAACAUAUUUGAUGGUUUGUUAGGAAACAGUAUUAUUUUGUGCAGGAAAGUUUUCUGAAUUGCUUCAAUGAAGCACUUUUUGUUAUGGAUCAAACAUAUUCCAUUUUUUAUUCUUCAGUGUUUUUAUUAUGUAAAUUCUACUCUUCUUUAAUCAAUGCUUUUUAGAGCGUUAAAAUGUAAUUGGCUGAACGGCUCUCAUCAAUCGAUAUUUUUU